AUGUCAUCGAACGAUCGCAACAUGUGGCCGACUGGCCCAGCAGGCCCCAUACCCGGUACUGCCGAGUACCUCAAUUGUCUUGUCGACAGCACCGGGAAGUGCAAAUGUCUUUCCAGUCGCCCGAAGGCAGGGGAUGACCCCAAGCUACCGAGAUUUUUGAGCUUCUUCACAGAGAUGGCUGUACAGGAAGCACGGGAAUAUAGCCUCGUGCCUGAACACCCGAUGUUUGAGCGAGAGAUAAAUGCUUCUGAGACAGGACCAUUUCGGCCUCCCAUGAGCCGGUUGGACACCAGAAACAUAUGCAUGGACUGCUACAAGAAAGCAGCCCCCGAGGGCUUCACAACAUGGUCGCUUUCAUACGAAAAGCGAACUUUUCAAUAUGGUACAUUUCCACCUCAAAUUACAGCUGGAAGCCCCAUCGAUGCCGACAGUUACUUGGGCGAAAGAUCGAUAAACUUCCCAUCCUUCGAUGCUCGGGUGAUCUUCAGAAAAAUGGCCCAUGACGGGCGCCCUAUCUAUAUCGACCGUCUACAUGGAGAGACGAAGUGGAUUCCAAACCUUACUGACAAGGUCGAGAGGGAAAGGCAAAAUGCGGCAAUCAACAGAGAAAACGGUGCAGCUUACAUGAGUGCUACGAGAAUCUACAGAGCUGACGGGGACUUUGGUGCCGGGCAAAACACUACGGCAGAGCAUCGAGUUGGCUACGGGCGGCUGGCAGUGGUGAGACCUGACUGGCGUCUUGCAAUGCCGAGGGAAGACUCACCCCAGAAAACCCCCUCGAUCCCUGCUACGGAGAUGGGGGAACCUUCCGAGGACGAAGAAGAAGCUAGCCAGCAGAUUACUGCUUCCAGACCUAUCCGACGCGAUAUCCCCCGCGAGUGGCUUCCUCCCGGUCCGUACGCGGUUUACACGUACUACAUGGAAAAUGCUCAUGGACAAUGGCCUGAGAAGCCGCCAGUCAGGCGACUCUCGAUAUCUCGCGUUGACAAAAUCGAGACAGAUAUGACUGGACUUAUCAAUCCAACCGCGCCGAGUCAAGAAGAAUUAGCGCGCUUUGCCAGAGAGAAGGAAUCAAGGAAACGAUGGGACGAAAGGGAAAAGUAUCUCAGUCGUCAUGACCGCAUCCGGAUCGGCGAUGCUUUGCUAAUAGCCCACGGUUAUCCCAAAGACAAGAUCCCCAACAUUCCAACCGAGGCCUACGAAGACAUUGUGCGCAUCUCGGAUGACGAUGACCGAGGUCCAGGCGUCUGGGAGUUGCGUGACUCUUUCACAGGAACAGGUACGCCAGGUGGUUUCUUUUACGAAAACAUCAGCAGACAAGAUCUAGUGAAACAUUACUAUCCUUCUCGGAGCCCAGGCUUAGGCUUGUCGAGUCCACCUACAAGGACUUUCCAAGUAAGCGAUGAGGAGGUUUACCUGCAGUAUGGCGAUUGGAGUGAGGAUGCUAGGUUCAAAAUAAACGUGUACUCUAUCGAAAUCACGAGACCUCAGAAGGAUGAGACUGAUGAAAGUGGGAUUUGA
Colletotrichum abscissum is the source of this 1521-nucleotide messenger RNA. RefSeq lists its product as uncharacterized. Bases 1 to 1521 code for a protein of 506 amino acids. Lineage: Eukaryota; Fungi; Ascomycota; Sordariomycetes; Glomerellales; Glomerellaceae. The record is from RefSeq and is a predicted model, not a curated record. The transcript has a single exon.